Messenger RNA from Taeniopygia guttata (zebra finch), 7225 nucleotides. The record is from RefSeq and is a predicted model, not a curated record. Lineage: Eukaryota; Metazoa; Chordata; Aves; Passeriformes; Estrildidae.
GCUCUCGCCCGCGAGAAGGUGCUCGCUUCCUAUUCCGCUUCCCAUUCCUCGAGGGCUCCGUGCCCGCGGCGCCGUUCGCCUCCUCUCUUUGGCUGUUUUUCUCGUCUUUCCGAACCUGGUCUCCGUCCCGCGGCGCGCAGCGGUGCGCCGGGCGGCGAGACUUGUCGGGGUCCUCUCCGGCGAAGGGCUCCUUCGGGAUGGGCUCGAGUGGAUUCGAGGCGUCGGGUUAGGCUGCUAUUCCUGCUGAACUAACGUCUCCGGGGCCGGCCUGGAAUAAGUGAUGGGUGCUUGUUUGAUUAAGGAACACUAACAGGACUUACUUAGGAUCUGGCCUCGUAUUUUCUUUUUUCCCCUUUUUUUUUUUUUUUUUUUUUUUCCCUUUCCUCACCCCUUCCACCCCGAAAUAUCUUUGGAUUUAUUUAUACCAAAUUAAGGCAGUGGAAAAAGUCCUAGAUAAAAAAUGGUUGUCGCCUCUCUCUCCUGACUUCCUCAGACUUUCGGACGAAGAGCCUAUUCAAGUCCGAUGGGAGCAGUGUCGGUGUAUCCGUGGUGUUUACAAAGGAGUAAAUAUAAGUAUGACUAGAGUCUGAGGAAGGGCUCCUGUGAUCCUACCAAGAGCUUGCUGGUGCAGAGGAACAGUGCAAGGAGAGCAGCUGGGGCAUUUUGAGCUACCAUGGAUAUCCCCACUGAUUUGCUGCCAUCGUCCAUGAUGUCCCAUCCUGAGGUGAUUGAGUCCACAGCCAUGAGUGAACCACAGUGCUACUACAACGAAACCAUUGCCUUCUUUUAUAACCGAAGUGGAAAAUAUCUAGCCACUGAAUGGAACACUGUCAGCAAGCUUGUAAUGGGACUGGGGAUUACCGUCUGCAUCUUCAUAAUGCUGGCCAACCUCUUGGUUAUGGUAGCUAUUUAUGUCAAUCGCCGAUUCCACUUUCCUAUUUAUUACUUAAUGGCCAACUUAGCUGCUGCGGACUUUUUUGCAGGGCUGGCCUACUUUUACUUAAUGUUCAAUACAGGACCCAACACUAGAAGACUUACUGUAAGCACCUGGCUUCUCCGUCAGGGUCUCAUUGAUACCAGUCUGACAGCCUCUGUAGCCAAUUUAUUGGCCAUCGCUAUUGAGCGGCACAUUACGGUUUUCCGAAUGCAGCUGCACACUCGGAUGAGCAACCGCCGAGUGGUCGUUGUCAUUGUUGUUAUCUGGACUAUGGCCAUCGUCAUGGGUGCCAUACCGAGUGUCGGAUGGAACUGUAUUUGUGAUAUCACCCACUGCUCCAACAUGGCACCGCUCUAUAGUGACUCCUACCUGGUCUUCUGGGCUAUUUUCAACCUGGUCACUUUUGUGGUCAUGGUGGUCCUAUAUGCUCACAUCUUUGGGUACGUUCGCCAAAGGACUAUGAGAAUGUCCAGACACAGUUCUGGACCCCGCAGGAAUCGGGACACCAUGAUGAGCCUCCUGAAGACUGUGGUCAUUGUGCUUGGUGCUUUCAUUAUCUGCUGGACCCCAGGAUUAGUUUUGCUGCUCCUUGAUGUUUGCUGUCCCCAGUGCAAUGUCCUGGCCUAUGAAAAAUUCUUCCUUCUCCUGGCAGAGUUCAAUUCUGCCAUGAACCCCAUAAUAUACUCCUACCGGGACAAGGAAAUGAGCGCGACGUUCAAGCAGAUCCUGUGCUGCCAGCGCAGUGAGAGCACCAAUGGCCCCACUGAAGGCUCGGACCGCUCGGCCUCCUCCCUCAACCACACCAUCCUGGCUGGCGUCCACAGCAACGACCACUCCGUGGUGUGAAGACACAGCCGGCCGCAGGGCCAACAGCAGCAGGCCAUGCUGCAGGGGGCAGGUGUCUGACCCCAGGGAAGGUAACCCACUCAUGUUUUCUCAAACACUAACGGACUACAAGUGCAUCUUUUCCAGAGGGCCUGACAUACCAGCGCAGACUGCCCUGUCCACAGGACUGGCCAUGUUGCAAAGCCUUUGAUUUCUACUUUGAAAAAGUAGAAGAUAAUUGCUUUGCAGAAGAGGCCAUCAAUAACCCAUGGAAAGCCUUUCUGAGACUUUGUUGAACUUUGCUGCAUCUUGGUGCCAGUCUGAAUCAACUCUGAUUAAUUAAGCUUCUACUUGCUUCACUGCAUUUACAUGUAGCCACUUAGUAUUUUUAAAAAGGGAGUAAAGGGGAUAAAAAUAUGCCUAUCAUUUAAUAGACAUGUAAUAUGUAUCACCAUCAGCAUGCUUGUGAUGAACAUUUUCUGUGCAGGGAGUAAAACUGUGCUCUAGUCUUUGUAUCCUUAGUCACACUGUCAUAACUACAGUAAAAAGAAAAGUAUUUUUUUCUAACACAGGCAACAGGAAGAUGAGGAAACUGACUCUUCUUACCUUCAUUACUGGUGUUAGAGAAUGCAUGUUCUGUGUGUAUGCAGAUUGUUUUAAUUAUGAAAAAAAAAAUGCUCUUUGUAAAGUCUGCCAGAAAGUAGAAAAACAUAGACUGUAUUCCAGUGUUUGUUUAGAUUAUGAAAUAAACAGUACUUUAGUCACAAUGUAUAUAAGGUUCUUCUUUGAAGUACAGUAUGAAAUUUGUAACAUGUGAGAGUUACCAAGUUUUUUAUGGACAAGUUCUUAAAGUAGGACACAUCCCUAAGGCUCUUAAAGGGCUACGGUCAGGUUGAUAGAUUGCAAAAAUUAUGGCAUAUUCUUGGAAUGCUUUUCUUGUUCAUGGCAAAAAGCAUAUGCAUUUUUAAGGGCGAAAAAGAGAAGGUAUGUGUUUAUGGAACCUUUCCUGUAAUUGAAAACAAAACACCUUCUGCAUUUUUGCACUGAGAAGUAUUUGUAGGGUACCAUUCAAAUGUUGCCUCCUUCAUUUCAGAAGCAGUAGGCUACUAGGAACCAAGACACAAUUUUAUUUUGUAAAGUCGACACUUUACAAAAUAGUUAUCCAUUGCAAAUGACUGGACCUUAUUACAGAUAAUAGCCACAUAUGUACACUGUUAUAAAUACCUAAGCUAACAGGUGGUUUUUUUUUUCAUAUGAGACUGUUUUGAAGAGAAAUGUAAUUCAUGUGAAUAUCAGUUACCAAGAACCACUGAUAGUAAACAAAACUCAUUAAGAGGGGUAAAUGUGAGCAAAGAUGAGAUCCUGCUGAUAAAAAACUUGGGACCUCUUUCCAAGAAACUGCGUGUUCUCCUAACAAAGUAAAAUAUAUCAACAGUAAAUUCCUGGCGCUGUUUUCAUCAUUGUAAUUUGUCUCUAUAACAAAAGAAAAAAAAAACAACUAAAACAAAAAAAGUGAAAAAAAAAAGGAAAAAACCCCACACACAAAAAAAAAAAAAAAACCCACAAAACAAAACAAAAAACACAAAACAGAUAUAUAUUUAUAUUCUUCAUUGUACCAUACGGAAAUGUAACUUAAGGGAUGAUAUUCUCCCAUUUGGACAGGGAAAAAACGGAGGGUAGAGGGUCAGCUCAGCAAAAUCCAGUGUUUCCAGCAUCUCUUGCUUUGAGGAGAUGUUUGGAUUUUAUGCUUCCACACAAAAAAUUGCUUGGAAUAGGCAGUUCACUGCCUGAGACAGGGAAGAGAAACAAGUGAAUUAUCCUGCCUCCACUGAAUGAAGUAAGAGUUACGACGCUGUUUUCAGUAAAACUGAAAUCCACCUGAAAUGUCAAGCUAGUUUUGUGUGGACACUGUGGAAGGUGGAAUAGGCAGAGAAAAUAAAUAUUACAUUGUCAGCCAGCUGACCAGGGUUUUGAAUAUAUCCACUUGCUUUGAACAAAACUGGUCUUUUUUCUGACUGUAUUUUAGAGCAAGUGAUUGUACAGGUUGCUUUAGUUUUAUUCAUAGAACUGUACAGAGAAACAGAAGAACAGGCUGUAUGAACUUUUUCCUUUAAAAGCAUCUGCUUACUAAUCCACUCAUAUUUUUUCCUUAGUGCCUGCUUGAUACUUGAACUAGUGCAGGUAAGCAGAAGAAAGGAGGAGGUAAGACUUCCUCCAAAGACAGGGGACAUCCGACUGAAAAACAAUUUCUUUUUUCCCAAGAGUGCUUUCUUCCUUGGAUCCAGCAGGAGCACUUUUUCCUGUCCCUAACAUCCCCACAAAAGUAGAUCAUAGACACUUUAUUGUAGGAUUUUGGGUUUUUCGGGCUUGGGUGUUUGCCCUUUCCAAGUGUUCUUUUCACUGCUAUUUGCAUGCUUUUAUUGAAUCUCAUCUGUAUAGUGUGGGAGGAUGAUGUUACAAAAUACCAGCAAAUCAUUCACUCUAGUUUAACCUGCUGGAAGUCUGGUGGGUUUAGAGAAGCCAUGGAUGAAUAACUUGAAAACAGGAGUGAUGUGGUUGUUUGAACAUGGGUGGGUCCAAAGGCCUUUUGUGAAGACACAUACCCAAGGAGGUUUUUUGUUAUCAUUGUGACUGUGACAGAGGGCAUUUUUGUUGUCCAGGUAUAUAGUUCAAUCCAAGGAGGCACUUAACAAUUCAAAAAGGUGAACCUUUUGAACUCUUAACAGCAGUUAAAUUUCAGUUGUCAGGUAUAUUAAUCCAGGAGUAUGCCUGAAAACAGCUGGUUUUUCUUUAAAAGUUGAAGUGCAAUUUUUCAGAUCAAAUGCUACAGGAGGAACAUUGCUUAUGUAAUUCUGCUAGAGGAAUUCACUGAGCAUAUGGCUGCUAUAUAACAAUUUGAUUAGUGCUUUGUGUUGUUGACGUGUUGUUCCUAUAUCCUUAAGAAGUCUGAACUCUGAAUUGAGUAGUUCUUUGCAAGCUAAUGAAAUUAAAGCACCAGUGAGCAAAGAGAAUAAAAACCAGAGCCUAGAAUAGAAAGAUUCAUUAGCUGUGUUCCUUAGAAUCAUUCCCAGUCAUUUGUUGUCAUCUCAGAAUUUUUUUUAAAUUUUGGUCUUCUACUCAGAUUUUUUCAGCCCCAUUGUGCAAUUGUAGAACACACUUCUGCUAUGUGAAAACGUAGUGCAAAGUACUUAGGGAAACAGAUUGCUCCACUUAUUUUUACUUAUCUCAAAUCUUCAAAAGGUUUUAGAACACUUCUUAAAAUACCAACGAUCCUCCCACAGUCAUUAAAAUUCUUUUGUUGCCAAUUGCCUCUGGUCCAAGGAAAUCCUCUUGAAGUUCAAAUCUAAUGGUGUUUGUGUCAGCAAUUGUAGUGGUGGGAAAUUGUGUAUUAAAAGGAAUAUAAUUUGCAGAUCAAGAAAAAUGAGGUUUUCUACUUCAUGUAGUUCCAGUGGCAGUAUAAAUCUGAAAACUAAUUAAAAUAUGGCCUUUGGAUUUUAAUUCCCUGUUGCUGUGAUAGAUAUACAGAAGCUAGGUAACCCAUUGGUCAGAAAAAGCACAUUUUUAUAAACGAUUGAAAAUAUAUUCCAUGUACGUUUGACACAUUGAUUUCUUUGUCAGCACCUUUUUUGUUCUGAGUAUUCUGGGAUCCUUUGGCAGCUUCAGGCUGGCUUCUGACUGAGAUACUAAAAACUGGACAGAUAGAAGAGAGAGCAGACCAAAAAAAGGCUUUUUCAGUGGUUCCUAAAAUUCAGCAUACCUCUCUGUCCAGAGUGCACCAGUAAUGGAGUUUUUGUAAAUAGUUGCCACAUUGUUUUUAUUAACUCUGCCUUUGCCAAAUAGUCGCAGCUGUAGCAGCAUUUAAACAAUCAGGCAGCAAAAGCUCGGAGUAGGCCACUUGGUGAAAGGGAAAGGGCAGACCUGCUGUCUUCAUGGGGCAAACUAAGCCAGGGUAACUUGGAUGUCAAAGAGGAAAAGACAUGUCUUAUAUCCAGUGUUUUAGUUCUCCUUCCUCUGCUAAGUAACUUCUGAAUAUCAACAUAAAUUUGUCCCAGUAUGGGUUUGCACUGAAAUUAAACUUUUCAGGUCAGUUAUGGACUACCUUUUGGUCUGUACUAGUGUGGUGGGCAGAGGUUUAACCAUGACUAGUCUGGGUCCCAAGGAGCAGUGUUUCAGGGGAAACUGAAGUGGGGUCUGCUUCUGAACCAGGUUUUUUACCUUUUUUUGACCUUUGUGUUGCCCCAGAAGUAUGCUACCAGAUACCAUACUUAACUACUGUAAAGCCAUCUAGGGUUUCUGUCUGUGACACCGCUGCAGGCAGAUCUGUCUGCAGUGAGUAUCCACAGACAAAAAACAUGUAGAUUUUUCUGUGAAAGAAAUAAAAGUCCACCAUGUAGAUUGGUUUUACCAGGUAGGAUUAAAAAGAGCACCACCAAACGGAGAGGCUUUGAUGCAAACACCCCUGGUCUGUUUUUCAGUAUGUGUGAAUCAAAGUGAAUCAAAGUGGGCAAAGGCGUUUCUCUAGGGCAUUGUCCCCAACCCAUGAGGAGCCAUGACCCCAUCCCUUGGUGUCCCUGUCAUUGUUCUGGGUCUUUUCUGACUGCAAGACUGGAUGUAGCUGGCAGAGAACAGUCUUAGCAAACUGGCUAGUUUUUUUCCAUUCGCUGCAGAAGUAAAUACAGGCUUUUCCUUUUUCUGGUCCUGUUAAGGGCUUUCCAGUUAUUGCAAGUGUACCUGUCAUGUCCUUUCAAACCAGUUCUUGCUGUGAGGCACCAGUCUGUGCUAUACACUGAUGUCUAUAAGGGGAUUUGCAACUGCAAUCUCAUUUGUUCAGACAAAUUGCUUGGCUUUUCCAUUCGAUUGGAAAGGCCACUUCCAAUAGAGAGUUAGCUUUACUGACAUUCACACCUGCCCAGCCACAGCUCCUUAGGAAAUUUAUGUUAAGAUAAGGAUCUUUCCUUCUAUUUUCCUCUCUUAGAGGAUUUUCUAAGAAGCUAUUCACCUAGCUACUCUUUUCUAAAUCUAUCAAGAAGACAAAAAAGAGGUUGAUAUUUAAAGAAAACAAACAAAACACUCAAACCAAAGCAAAACAAUUACAACCUCACAACAAUUAAAACCUCACAAAACAAACUAAAAAAGCCACAAGAAAAACACAGAGCACGAGGAUAUUAAACUAUGCUGCUGUCUUCUGCAGUAUAUGAAAAUCCAACACAUUAAUAGCUGCCAGCUUUUCAAUAAGAGCCUCCAUGAAAUGUUCCCUUUUGUCUGUGAUAAAAUUCUGAUAACCAAAACUGUAUGUGAGAGACUCAGGAAUCUGUUAAUUUUUCCUGUUUAAAUAAAGCCGUGUUUGUAAUUCAAAAGUAUUGAGAGAACCAAUGAGCUUUGCAAACAAUAUUGUUACUAAGUGCACUUACUGUAAAUGUUUAGAGGUUGUAUCUAGUACAAUAAAGUAUAUGGCAUGUGUAA